CCUCUCCUCACACUCACAGCAGCAGUGAUCUCAGCAGAACUACGAUCCUCUCACAUCCACUGGAGCUUUGGAUCUGUACGGGACUGUAUUUAAGGAUUGUUUUAAAGAUCUUUUUGCAACAUGGAGGCCACCACUGGGGAAUAUCUUGAUAACUAUGACUACUAUGAUGACAAUGAGACUGCCUGUGACUUCUCGGAGUGGGAGCCUUCAUACUCCCUCAUCCCUGUCCUCUACAUGCUCAUCUUCAUCCUGGGCCUGUCGGGUAACGGUGUGGUCAUCUUCACUGUGUGGAGGUCCAAAUCUAAACGCCGUGCUGCAGAUGUCUACAUAGGAAACCUGGCCCUGGCUGACCUCACCUUCGUUGUGACCUUACCUCUGUGGGCUGUCUACACAGCGCUGGGCUACCACUGGCCCUUUGGUGUGGCUCUGUGUAAAAUCAGCAGCUAUGUCGUUUUGGUGAACAUGUAUGCCAGCGUCUUCUGCCUCACCUGUUUGAGCUUUGACCGCUACCUGGCCAUAGUGCACUCUCUGUCCAGCAGUCGGCUGCGCUCUCGGGGGACCAUGCUGGCCUCCUUGGGUGCUAUCUGGUUCCUGUCUGGGCUGCUUGCGAUGCCCACGCUGCUCUUCCGCACCACCGUGAAUGACCAAACAAGCAACCGCACCACCUGCGCCAUGGACUUCAGCUUAGUCACCCUGAACCAGAGGCAUGAGUACCUCUGGAUUGCCGGGCUCAGCCUCUCCUCCUCCGCCCUGGGUUUCCUCCUGCCUUUCUUAGCCAUGACCAUCUUCUACUGCUUCAUCGGCUGCACCGUCACACGCCAUUUCAACAACCUGCGCAAAGAGGACCAGAAGAAGAAGCGUCUCCUAAAGAUCAUCACGACACUGGUGGUGGUUUUUGCAAUCUGCUGGACUCCCUUCCACGUCUUGAAGAGCAUGGAUGCACUCUCCUACCUGAACUUAGCCCCGAGCUCCUGCGGCUUCCUUCGCUUCCUGCUGCUGGCUCACCCCUAUGCCACCUGCCUCGCCUAUGUUAACAGCUGCCUCAACCCGUUCCUGUACGCCUUCUUCGACUUGCGCUUCCGUUCCCAGUGCCUGUGUCUGCUCAACCUGAAGAAGGCCAUGCACGGCCAGAUGAGCUCCAUGUCGUCCACGCUCAGCGCCCAGACUCAGAAGUCGGAGAUUCAGUCUCUGGCCACAAAGGUGUAGAGAAAAAGAGGAAUGGUGGAGCGAUACUGCAGGCCGGUUUUAGCUCCCACCACUGGAACACUUGUAAAAAAAGACUUAAGGUGUCCGUAUUUCAAAAGCUGGUAAGAAGAGAUGAUGAACUUUAAAUUGUCACUGCUCACAGUAAUGAAAUCAAUAAAGAAGUGGACGCCUUGUAAAGUUUUCUGGACUUGAAGCUAGAGCCAGCUGGCUGAGCUCUUUAGCUACUUAAAUUCUCAGAGAAAAAUGUUUAUUUUUGUUCUUUCUGCUCUGCAAACCUUCUCAUUUCUACCACGAAAACACACACUGAUUACGGGAAUUAAGACUCAAUUUACAUGCGAAUCUGUUUACACUGGAAGAAGCAUAAAGCUGUACAGUAUUUUCAUACCAUAGCCUUUUUUCUUGUUCAGAUUUAUUGAUGUUUUGUUUUAGAAGCACUUGUUAAAUAAAUGAAAAUGUGAGCAGGGAAAUCCAACCAAGCAGAUGCAGUGUCUUUAAAAAGCUGGUUGUUUGUGAAGGUAGAAGCCUGAGCUGC
This is a messenger RNA of Cheilinus undulatus (humphead wrasse), 1738 nucleotides long. RefSeq names its product apelin receptor A. The transcript has a single exon. Gene Ontology annotation, biological process: immune response; G protein-coupled receptor signaling pathway. The record is from RefSeq and is a predicted model, not a curated record. Gene Ontology annotation, molecular function: G protein-coupled receptor activity. NCBI's taxonomy places the organism in Eukaryota, Metazoa, Chordata, Actinopteri, Labriformes, Labridae. Gene Ontology annotation, cellular component: membrane. The coding region runs from base 121 to 1206 and encodes 361 amino acids.